AUGCCAACCGUAAUCCUCGGCGGCGGAAUAAUCGGCUCCGCAAUCGCCUACUACCUAUCCGAGACCCAUCCACCAGGGGACAUCCAUAUCAUUGAAUCCUCAACGGCACUAUUCAGCUCUGCGUCUGGGUACGCGGCUGGCUUUCUGGCAAAGGAUUGGUUUAGCCCGGAUGUUGCUUCUCUGGGUGAGCUUUCGUUUGGGUUACAUGAGAGGUUGGCUAUUGAAUAUGGUGGGGUGGAGAGGUGGGGGUAUAUGAAGGGGAUGGCUUUGAGUUACGAUGCCACUAUUAAGAGGGGGAGUGGUAGUCAAGGUGACGAGUGGAUGGAUAGAGGGGGUAGUCGAGCGGAAAUGGCUUCUAGGUCGACUUUGGGGAGUGAGAUGGGGGCUCCGGCUUGGUUGACGGUGAGGUCGGGGGUGGAGGUGGAGAGGAUUAGUGAUGUUGAUACUGCGCAGGUUGAUCCGUUGAGACUGUGUCGGUUUCUGAUGGAUACGGCUGUAUCCCGUGGUGUGCAGCUUCAUCACCCGGCUAGGGCUACUUCUCUCGUCACAGACAGUGGCACUCUUACUGGAGUCAAGAUGGUCGAUCUCGUUUCGCAGGAGGAGUCUACACUUCCGUGUACCCAUCUCGUUAUUUGUGCGGGGGCUUGGACGUCGCGUGUCUUCGAGGAUCUCUUUCCUUCCGCGCAGGUCUCCAUUCCCGUCUCGCAGUUGACGGGAUAUUCUCUCGUCCUCCGUUCUCUGAGACAUACCCUGGAACACGAGCAACAAACAUACGGAGGUAGAUGUCACGCUAUCUUCACCGAAAACCCCUUUUCCUGCGGCUUCAGUCCGGAGAUCUUCUCGCGACAGGGCGGCGAGAUCUACAUUGCUGGUCUGAAUGAUCCAGAUAUGCCACUACCAGGUCUAGCAGAGGAGUCUCGGAAUUUAAUCGAUCGUGAUGAGUUAAGGAGGUUAAAGGCCGUGUCUACCCAGUUAAUGGGUAGACUCGUGGAUGAGGAUGCUGGAGUCACUGACGUAAACAUGGAUGAUUUGGAGGUUCUUCGUGAGGGAUUGUGCUUCCGUCCUGUUACCCAUCGGGGAACGCCUGUUGUGUGCAGGGUAGAUGAUGAUUUUCUGGGAGAUGGACUGAAGACCGAUGGUCACGGUGGUAUUUUUGUGGCUUCUGGACAUGGUCCUUGGGGGAUCUCGUUGUCGUUGGGGACUGGGAGGGUCGUGGCGGAUAUGGUAGAGGGUGUGCGGCCGAGGGCUGAUGUGAAAUCCCAGAUAUUCGUGAUAUUUGAAGUUCGAGAUCCUAUCCUACAGGGCUCAAUAACCUGCGCCGACUUCUGA
Aspergillus oryzae RIB40 is the source of this 1329-nucleotide messenger RNA. RefSeq names its product NAD(P)/FAD-dependent oxidoreductase. Gene Ontology annotation, cellular component: late endosome; cytoplasm. The transcript is spliced from 3 exons. Gene Ontology annotation, biological process: retrograde transport, endosome to Golgi. The record is from RefSeq and is a predicted model, not a curated record. NCBI's taxonomy places the organism in Eukaryota, Fungi, Ascomycota, Eurotiomycetes, Eurotiales, Aspergillaceae. The coding region runs from base 1 to 1329 and encodes 442 amino acids. Gene Ontology annotation, molecular function: oxidoreductase activity.